AUGAAGGAACUAGCUGACUCAUUUGCUGGGAGACAGAAAGCUGGAUCAUCUGAGACAGAAAAAGGAGAAAAGGAGGUGGAGGUGGUGUGUAGCAAACAAGCGGUCAGUGACCUGAAGGACCAGCUGAAAUCUGUCUUGAAGCCUCUACAGGACAAGAGAGACAAAUACAAACAAGUGGAGAAAACAUAUAAUGAAAUGAUUCAACACUCCAAGAAGCAGCUGUUGUCCACAGAGAAGCAGAUCAGAGCAGAGUUCAACAAGCUCCACCAGUUCCUGAAAGAGGAAGAGGAGUCCAGACUUGCAGCUCUGAGGGAGGAAGAGGAGCAGAAGGGGAAGACUAUGAGCAGAGAGAUGAAGAGGACCAGAGCCAGAGCCCAGAGCUCACUAUCAGAUCCACAGCUGGUCUCAGGAGCGCUGAUAGAUGAGGCCAAACACCUGGGCAACCUGUCCUUCAGAGUCUGGGAGAAGAUGAAGGAGAAGGUCCACUUCAGUCCAGUCAUUCUGGACCCAAACACUGCCAGCCGAUGGCUCUAUCUGUCUGAUGAUCUGACCAGUGUGAGAAAUGGAGACACAAACCAUCAGCAGCUCCCUGAUAAUCCAGAGAGAAACACUAAGUAUCCCACUGUUCUGGGCUCUGAGGGCUUCAGCUCAGGGAAACACAGCUGGGAGGUGGAGGUGGGAGACCAUCCUAGCUGGACUUUGGGUUUGACUAAAGAGUCAGUUGACAGAAAGGGAAAGCGAACUGCUACACCAAAAUAUGGAAUCUGGUGUUUAUGGCAUGGUGAUGGAAAAUACACUAAUGGUCUUUGUAAGACUGUAACAGUGAAGAAGAGUCUCCAGAGGAUCAGAGUCCAGCUGGACUAUGACAGGGGGGAGGUGUCCUUCUACGACCCUGAAGACGAGACUCACAUCUACACUCACAGAGACACUUUCACUGAGAAACUCUUCCCUUAUUUCUGUAUUGGAAAGUCUGGUGAUGUUAAAACCACUAAUAUCAAAAUCUGUCAAACUGAGAUUUCUCUGUGA
Messenger RNA from Scomber japonicus (chub mackerel), 1026 nucleotides. RefSeq names its product nuclear factor 7, brain-like. Bases 1 to 1026 code for a protein of 341 amino acids. The transcript has 2 exons. Gene Ontology annotation, molecular function: protein binding. Lineage: Eukaryota; Metazoa; Chordata; Actinopteri; Scombriformes; Scombridae. The record is from RefSeq and is a predicted model, not a curated record.